Trypanosoma cruzi is the source of this 903-nucleotide messenger RNA. RefSeq lists its product as uncharacterized. The record is from RefSeq and is a predicted model, not a curated record. The transcript has a single exon. Lineage: Eukaryota; Euglenozoa; Kinetoplastea; Trypanosomatida; Trypanosomatidae. The coding region runs from base 1 to 903 and encodes 300 amino acids.
AUGGAUUCUUCUCCAGUGAAUCCAUACUUACUUUUUGAGAGCGCAGAGUCAUUCCGUCCCACAGACAAGGUUUCAUAUGCACUGAAACACCCCAUCGGACAAAAAGGCGCCAGGGGUUUGCGAAAACCAUCUCAAUUGAAUGAUGAUUGCUAUCUUCUCCGAUCUCUUGAGGAGCUGCGACGUGUGAUUGCGUUGCCCUUGACGCCCAACACACUGACAACUUUCAACGAGCAGUUUGCAGGCUUAUCGCACAACUCUCCUGAGGCGUCGUCCAUGCCCAUAUUUUUGGAGAGAACGCACGGCGCACCCGUAGAGGAUGCCGAGAGUCACGAAAACGAGCCAUGGGACAACAUCUACUCCGGAACAAGUGUGUGGCGUUGGCCGAUGGAAGUCUUGUAUCAACGGUACCAUUUAUUGAUAGCCAUUGAUUUUGGGGUUUCGAUCGUCGGUGUUUCGAGGAAUGGAACGGUGCUGGUUGACAAGGUGCCGUUUGCCAUCCAAUCGGUGUUGGAUGUAGUUAAAAAAACGAUGCAAACGCGUGAAAAGGAAAAAAAUGAAAUAAAGCAUUGGGUCGACAUGCACGUGGAGGAGUCAGAGCGUCAUAACAUCCUUCGGCAAGUGUGGAACCCCCGAAUUGAUAUUUCCAUCGUCCUGAUUAAUUUGCCCGGGGUGGAGGGGAGUGCGCCGACGUCCGUUUCUUCAAAUUUCUUCUCAUCGGAGACAGGCUGCGCGGCUGACGUGGAGGGACAUCAUGCGCACCUGUUUCCGGCGGGUGCGUUGCCGUUUCCUGCAUUUGAGGGCGAAUUCCCCGGUGAUGCACACUGUCAUCCUCACUUGGUUCCCUUGAUAACACGCUGUGACGCGGGGUUGGUGCUGAGCGACGGUGGGCCUGUCCGGCUUUAG